GGUCGCGCUUCCGUACUACCGCAGCCUGGAAGGUCCAGAUCGAUCUAUUGUCUGGUUCCCACCAUGGAUACAUCGAAGGCGACGAACGUUUCGAACAUCGAAGGCGACGACGACCAAGAUGAAGAACCCGGGGAAGUGAUCGAAUCGGCGCCCCCUCUCAAGGUCGGUGAAGAGCGGGAGCUUAGUAGCUCCGGCAUCAAGAAGAAGCUCCUCAAGCAAGGCCAAGGAUGGGAGACCCCUGAGCUCGGCGAUGAAGUCAUUGUUCAUUAUGUUGGUACUUUACUUGAUGGUACAACGUUCGAAUCCACUAGACAAAGAGAUGAGCCCACAACUAUAAAGCUUGGUCAAGGUCAAGUGGUUAGUGGACUGGACCAUGGAAUAAUUACAAUGAAGAAGGGGGAGACCGCGUUGUUCACAUUGCCUCCUGAAUUAGCCUACGGAGAUGCGGGCAACGACAUCAUUCCGCCCUUUUCGGUCGUUCGGUUUGAAGUCCAACUUGUCUCAUGGAUCACGGUGGUGGAUGUUAGAAAAGACGGCGGAAUUAUCAAGAAAAUAAUGGAGAAGGGAGAGGGGAACGAGGGACCCGGUGAUUUGGACGAAGUUCUCGUGAAGUACCGAGUGGCGCUGGAUGAUGGUACUAUUGUUGCAGAAACACCUGAAGAAGGAGUUGAAUUUUAUGUGAAAGAUGGUCAUCUUUGUCCAGCAUUGCCAGAAGCAAUAAAGACAAUGAAAAGAGGAGAGAAGGUCAAAUUAGUUGUUCAACCUCAGUAUGCCUCUGUAGAGGAGGGGAGGGAUGCAAGCAAUGGGGUUCAUAUGAUCCCCCAUAGUUCUUUGCUGAACAUUGAUAUUGAGUUGGUAUCUUUCAAGCCAGUUAUUGAUGUUACUGGUGAUUUUAAAGUACUUAAGAAGAUUUUAAAAGAAGGUGAAGGUGAUCUCGUUGCUAAUGAAGGCGCAACUGUUACUAUUAGCUAUAUAGCUAGGCUAGAAGAUGGGACCGUAUUUGAGAAGAAAGGAAUUGAUGGAGAGAAGCCUUUGGAAUUUAUAACUGAUGAAGAACAAGUGAUCUCUGGUUUCGACCGAGCAGUGGCAACAAUGAAGAAGGGAGAGCGAGCAAUAUUGACUAUACAUCCUGAUUUUGGAUUUGGAAGCAGUGAAGUAAGGCAGGAUCUUGCUGUAGUUCCACCAGCUUCAAAUGUAGUGUAUGAAGUUGAAGUAUUAGAACUUAUGAAGGAAAAAGCACAAUGGGAAAUGAGUAACAGGGAGAAGAUUGAGGCAGCUAGGAGAAGGAAAGAAGAAGGCAAUCUACUGUUUCAAAAUGGGAAGUAUCAUCGAGCAGGGAAAAAAUAUGACAAGGCUGCAGAGUACAUUAGUGACGAUGAAUCCUUUGGGGAUGAUGAGCAAAAGCUUGCUAAACAAUUGCGAGUGUCUUGCUGGUUGAAUGGUGCAGCAUGUAGCCUCAAACUAAAUGACUUUCAAGGAGCAAUCAUGUUAUCUUCCAAGGUGCUAGAUGUUGAGUCCCACAACGUGAAAGCUUUGUAUAGGCGGGCACAAGCCUAUAUGGAAACUGAAGAUUUGUUCGCUGCUGAAUUAGACAUCAAGAGAGCUCUUGGGACUGAUCCUCAGAACAGGGAGGUAAAGUUGAUUCAGAAGAAUUUGAAACAACUUCAAGCUGACAGCAACAAGAGAGACUCGAAGCUCUAUAAAAACAUGUUUGCACGAAUGACAAGGGACACGCCAGUGGCGACAAAGAAAAUGAAAGUUGAGAAAGUGGAGGAAGAAGAAGAGGUGAUGGAAAUGGAAACGGAGAAAGUUGCUGAGAAUUCAGACCCUCCGUGCGUGAACUCACCCACCAUCUUCACAUUGUCACAUGAGCCUCAAGCAGCAGUAGAAUCGUUUGUGGCAUUUUCAAUUCACAAUAGCAUACCAAAACCUGGUUAUAUGAAUUAAUUAAAACAUUGUGGAUCAAACUUGGUUAUAUGAAUAACUUUGAACAAGCGAAAACAUACAAUAA
Juglans microcarpa x Juglans regia is the source of this 2011-nucleotide messenger RNA. Its product is annotated as 70 kDa peptidyl-prolyl isomerase-like. Gene Ontology annotation, molecular function: protein binding; peptidyl-prolyl cis-trans isomerase activity. NCBI's taxonomy places the organism in Eukaryota, Viridiplantae, Streptophyta, Magnoliopsida, Fagales, Juglandaceae. The record is from RefSeq and is a predicted model, not a curated record. Bases 64 to 1947 code for a protein of 627 amino acids. The transcript has 16 exons.